ACUGGACUUCUGUACCACCGUACUGUAAUAGUACUCAGCACGGCUCAUGAGAACGGUUUGGCCGUACUCAGUAGUGAGUCGGCGAUGGGUAAACAUAGCAGGUUUAUAGAUAAAACAAAAAAGGAAAACUUUGAAAUGUUUAUCAUGAUUUCUUUGUAUAAAACAGGAUUCUUUCUCCUUCUCGUCAUGUUCCUAGUUGAAACACACUCUUACCAACCAAAGUUUAAAGUCUUUGAAAUAAGAAAAGCAAAAGAUCAUGACAACAGAAUGGAUUAUCAGUACUACGAUCCAGAUUUCACGAGAAUAGAAUCAGCCAUACAUAGAGAGAAAGACGACAAGAAACUUAUGAGACUUGCUAAGGAAAUUAUUAAUAGACUUCAUAGUUUGUCACAGCGAGAAAAGGAUUCAACUAGCAGUGAGAGUGAUUCGGGAUUCGUUGAUGAAACUAGAAGUUUAGUUGUUGUACCUAGUGACGAUGUUGUGUAUCAUACGAGACCCGCUCAAGAAAACAUUCUUCAGAAGCUUAUUCAGUCUGCCCUUCGGACCGACUUUAGUGGUAAAUGUAGAAGACAGAACAGCUCCUCCCAUUCAUCGCAUUCCCUAUGAUUAUGGCGAAAACUGAAAACAAAAACAUACUACCAAAGAAUAAAAUAUAUAUUAUGUUAAAAGA
Molecule: messenger RNA, 670 nt
Organism: Maniola jurtina (meadow brown)
Lineage: Eukaryota; Metazoa; Arthropoda; Insecta; Lepidoptera; Nymphalidae
Exons: 4
Coding region: 85-606 (173 amino acids)
Source: RefSeq, a predicted model, not a curated record